AAAGGUAGGAGAUUUCUAGUUGUGAUAGAUGAUAUUUGGAGUACUCAGGAUAGGGACCAAAUGCGAAGAAUAUUUCCAAAUGACAACAAUAAAAGUCGAAUUCUAUUAACUACUCGCCUCAACUAUGUAGCUGAUUAUGCAAGUCCUGAUUUUCUUUUCUUAUUUACUGGAAUACUGUUCAAAACAGAUCCAUGCCCUCCACAACUAAUAAAAAUAGGGAAGCAUAUCAUACAACAAUGUCGAGGACUACAUCUCUCGAUUGAAGUCAUUGCUGGACUUCUUUGCAAGAUGGACCCGACCCAUAGUAAUUGGAAGAAAGUUGAGGAAAAUCUGAACUCAUUCUUUGGUACGGUUUCUGAACAGUGCCAAUCAAUUCUUUCUUUGAGCUACAGUUACUUGCCCCAACAUUUGAAGGCUUGUUUUCUCUAUGUUGGAGGUUUUCCUGAAGAUAUAGAGAUUAGUGUUUCGAAGUUGAUUAGGCUAUGGAUUGCUGAGCUAUUCGUAAAGGGAAGAAGUAAUAAAAGGUUAGAAGUGGUGGCGGAGGAGUACUUAGAUGAGUUAAUUGAUAGAAGUUUAAUUUUGGCUGGUACACGAAAGCCUGAUGGAAGGAUGAAAACUUGCAAAAUUUACGAUCUUCUUCGACAACUGUGCAUUAGAGAAGCUCAAUUUGAGAAUUUCAUGCAUGUACUGAAUGAUAAUGACUACAGUUUCUUAGAAGGCAUACAUAUUUAUCCACGGAGAGUGAUGCUUCUUUCACUUGGUACUCAUUGGAAGCAUUUAUAUGUUCCAAGGCAUUGGAGUGGUAUUACAACUAAUACAAUCCACAGCUUGAUUUUUAUGGGCAAUUCUUUUCAAUUAUAUCGAAUGCCACAAUUUGUUUCGCACUUCAAGCUGCUUAAGGUGUUGGACGUAUUUUCAAUCAAUUCCAAUUUCUCUUGGGUGAUAUCUAAACUUGUACAUUUGAGAUAUGUUGCUGCAAAUAUUGACGGAGCUCCUUCACUAGCUAAACUGUUGAAUUUACAGACCUUAAUUCUUCGGAAUCUUGGACCGAAAUAAGUCAUUUUUUGAAUCAAUUCACCAAAGUAAUUUGUUUUUUGAAAAUUUUACAAAACUAGUAUAAACGUUGUUCCCACUAACGUUUUAUGUUUUAAAAAGGUUAACGGCUCAA
Capsicum annuum is the source of this 1168-nucleotide messenger RNA. RefSeq names its product late blight resistance protein R1-A-like. The annotation marks the transcript as partial. The transcript has a single exon. Gene Ontology annotation, biological process: defense response to other organism. The record is from RefSeq and is a predicted model, not a curated record. NCBI's taxonomy places the organism in Eukaryota, Viridiplantae, Streptophyta, Magnoliopsida, Solanales, Solanaceae. Gene Ontology annotation, molecular function: ADP binding.